AUGAGAAUUCUUGCUUGCGCUGUUAUUUCUCUAGAUACACUAAAUCUCAUGCAUUUAUUAUAUUUUGAGAGGUGGUAUACUGUUGUUCUUCUAAUUGGCGCUGUGUCAGCUGCUAAUAUACCUGAAAAAUGUACUAAAGAAUUUGUUGAUCCUGGUCUGUCAACACAUUUCAAUAAAACAACUGCACAUUCAAUUCAUUCAAUGAUUCAAGGGUUACGUCUAUUUAAUCCACAUGCAACAGCUAAAAACCAAAUACACACCGUGAAUCAUAAUUUACAUGGACAUGGACAUAGUUGA
This is a messenger RNA of Didymodactylos carnosus, 297 nucleotides long. The record is from the annotation of a GenBank genome assembly. Lineage: Eukaryota; Metazoa; Rotifera; Eurotatoria; Philodinida; Philodinidae.